Messenger RNA from Bufo bufo (common toad), 2058 nucleotides. RefSeq names its product piggyBac transposable element derived 5 (gene PGBD5). Gene Ontology annotation, cellular component: nucleus. Gene Ontology annotation, molecular function: transposase activity. Gene Ontology annotation, biological process: non-replicative DNA transposition. The transcript is spliced from 8 exons. Lineage: Eukaryota; Metazoa; Chordata; Amphibia; Anura; Bufonidae. Bases 65 to 1618 code for a protein of 517 amino acids. The record is from RefSeq and is a predicted model, not a curated record.
GCCCGAGCUCUGAUCAUUCUCCAGCAGCUCCAUCCUCUUCACCACUAGCAGGAAUUCCAUUACGAUGAUGCCGGCUGAUGUUUCAGAAACCGCUAAGAAGAAGGUGUCUCUGCUGGAAGCCGCCCGCACCCGCUAUGAGAGCCUGCAGAUCUCCGAUGACCUCUUCGGUGACUCCGAGGACAGCAGUGGGAACCCGUUCUACACUACGUCCCCGGACUCAUCUGCUGAGGCGAGCUCCUCCGAGGAAGAUGAUGCUGCAGAAACCCCAGCGAGCUAUGAGCCCGGAGAUCGAACGCCCGAAGGCGACGUGGAUGAGGAGGAUGGCUGGUCCUCCACCCUUCAGCAUGUGCCCAGCCCUAGAUUCAAGGAGACUACUGGGCCUACCCGCAUAAUGCCAUCCAACUCCAGUGCAAUAGAUUUUUUUCAACUGUUUGUCCCUGAUAAUGUGAUUAAAAGCAUGGUGACUCAGACCAAUAUGUAUGCUAAGAAGUUCCAAGAAAGAUUUGGAUAUGAUGAUGCAUGGAUAGAUGUCACUCUUGCUGAAAUGAAAGCAUUUCUGGGCUACAUGAUAUCAACUAGUACCCAUCAUUGUGAAUCUGUGCUAAGCAUAUGGAGUGGUGGAUUUUAUAGCAACAAGAGCAUUUCACUUGUUAUGACACAAUCACGAUUUGAGAAAAUUCUUAAAUUCUUCCAUAUUGUGGCUUUCCGCUCUAGCCAGACUACCCAUGGACUUUACAAGAUUCAACCCUUCCUUAACUCUUUGCAGAAUAGUUUUGAUUCCUCUUUCAGACCUUCACAAACACAGGUGCUUCAUGAGCCUUUAAUUGAUGAAGAUCCAGCAUUUAUUGCCUCUUGUACAGAGCGAGAAUUACGGAAAAGGAAGAAGAGAAAAUUCACUCUGUGGGUGAGGCAGUGUUCUUCAACGGGAUUCAUUUCUCAGAUAUUUGUUCAUUUGAAGGAAGGAAGUGGUACAGAUGGUCUUGACACAUUGAAAAACAAGCCACAACUGCACAGUAUUGUAGCCAAGAACUUAUGUCAGUAUUCAUGUGGAAAGAAUUACAUCAUAUUUACGGGCCCAAGUAUUACAAGCUUGAAUUUAUUUGAAGAAUUUGAAAAACAAGAUAUUUACUGCUGUGGGCUGCUGAGCUCCCGUAAAAGUGACUGUACCGGAUUACCACUAUCAAUGAUGAGUAACCCAGAAGUACCACUGGCUCGAGGACAAUAUAGAAUCAAGAUGAAGGGGAAAAUGUCCCUUAUUUGCUGGUACAAUAAAGGACACUUUCGUUUUUUGAAUAAUGCAUACUCUCCUAUUCAGCAGGGCAUCAUCAUAAAAAGAAAAAGUGAGAUCCCAUGUCCAUUGGCAGUUGAAGCUUUCGCUGCUCAUCUCAGCUACAUCUGUAAAUAUGAUGAUAAGUAUAGCAAAUACUUUAUUUCACACAAGGCAAACAAAACAUGGCAGCAAGUAUUUUGGUAUUCUUUAAGCAUUGCAAUAAAUAAUGCAUACAUCCUCUACAAAAUGUCUGAUGCUUACCGUGAUAAACGCUAUAGUCGUGCUCAUUUUGGCGAUAGACUCGUUCGAGAGUUGCUUGGUUUGGAGGAAACUUCAUCUCAAGAUUGAUGGCUCCAGUCUUACAGGUGUUUGAAGCAGAACUGGAUACCGCUGCUCGGUACUGCCAGGCGUAACUGUGUCAAUUAGAACAAUAAACUGUAUAAAUAUGUUAUUCCUUUUGUGAGGACUGCAUACCACACCAACUGAAUAAACAUUAAUUUCUAUAUUUGUAGUAGUUCAAAUAUAGUCUUAAUUUUAAAUCAUACAGGCUACCAUGUAAAGGGUAUAACAGAAGUUACACUAAGUUAGCUAAAUACACAUGAAAUUACAAACAUUCACAUUUUUCCCUAAAGAUUUUCUUAAUCAUGUUUCACAUACGUUACCUUGUUUAACCGAAAACUAUGCUGUUUAAUGAUUUGGUAUUUUAAUAACUCCUUUAGUUAUUUACUACGAACACAGAGAACAAGUGUGUGUUUUGUAAUUGCUAUUCUAAAUAUGGGUUUGCAAAU